UUAACUUGGAUGUUAUUUAGAGAGGGAAACGGCGGUGACCCAGGUACUGUAUAGAGGAAAACUUGGGUAUUCCGACCCUGUUUGCUUCCCGCCACGGCCAUAAGGCUUGCUCCUGAAUCCCGAUUGCCUAGAGAGAGAAAGUACGGCGAUCUACAUUUUUGAGAGAGAAGUUAGAGAAGGAAAAUACAGAGACGCAGGCACCUUAGAGAGAGAAGGAUGAGUUUCCUCCUCAAUACCUUAUCGAAGAAGCGCAAAGUGGACUCCAUCAUCAGAGAUACCCUCGACAAAGUUCUUGUCCUUCGAUUCGGAAGGCCAUCUGAUCCUGCUUGCCUCCAACUUGAUAACAUACUUGCUAAAUCAGCGAGGGAAGUUUUGAAGUUUGCAACCAUUGCUCUAGUAGAUAUAGAUUCAGAUGAUAUCCAAGUUUAUGUCAAGUAUUUUGAUAUCACAUUGGUACCAUCUACUGUAUUUUUCUUCAAUGCUCAUCACAUGAAGAUGGAUUCAGGGACUGCUGAUCAUACCAAGUGGAUUGGCACUUUUAAUGAGAAGCAAGAUUUCAUUGACGUUGUGGAGGCAAUUUACAGAGGGGCCAUGAAGGGGAAACAAAUUGUGAAUUGCCCUUUACCUCCUGAGAAGAUACCCAAGUUUCAAUUGUUUUUCAAAGACUUGUAAAGGAGCGGAGUGGGGCAGUUUGGAUUGAUGAUUCCUUUGUAUUUGUACAGGUAUGUACCUCUUUGAGUUCUGAAAUAAAUCUAGAUACUGCAUUAUACUAAUGAAUUGAUGGCAUGUGAAUUUAUUUAGAUUUCUACUUGUUGGGGAAAAAUUGCCUUGUUUACUUUUUUUCUUUAUUUCUUUUCUAUGUUUUUGAUGCAGAAUGUUAGAGAGAAGUAGGCUCAUGGGGCCAGAAUUUUUAAUUCAAAUUUGGUGCAUAUGUAUGCUAGCUAUUGGCAUAUGUGUGUCUGAACUUUGAAUGGGGAAACAACUAAAAAGGAGAAACUUAUGAAGAGUGAUCCUGAAAACAAUUGGAUAGAUAUAUAUAGAAAUCAAUAUAAUUGCUAGUUAUCCUAAAUCGUGUUUAGAAGCAUCAUAAAUAGUGGGCUGCCAAAACAUUUGGCGGCUGCCUCUCUCUUUCUCUCUCUUCCCCCAACUAAAACGCAGUAGGGCUAAAUAAAGAGAUAGAUACUAGCUUAAAAGGAUGCUCAAACAAUUAUCCAAUAAACAAGUGGCUAUAGCUAGUGCUUGAGAAGUAUAUACUACCACAAAAUAUGCUUAAAAACACGAUGUCCAAUAAAAAAGCAGCUAGACUUAAAUUAAGAAGAGUAUAAGCUGAAGUUUCAAAAAAAGAGCGAGAUGGAUAUGCUAUAUAGAAAGAAAAGAAAAGAAAAGAAAACCUUAAAAUGCUUAAAAGAAAAAAAGAAAAAAGAAAAAAGAAAACUAAUAAAACUAUGUCCUAUAAAGCAGCAGCUAGAGUCAAAUUUAGGUAUGCACAUAAAAAAAAAAAAAAUGCCUACAAACAAAAUGUCUAAUAAAAAUGUAGUCAGAGUUAGAUCUAGAAAUCACAUCCAAUUCCAUACCCUGCAAUAGCAUGGAUGUUUCCUUCAAAUGAAAAAAGAUAGCCAAUAAAAGAUUUUGAGUCGGCUUCAACCCAUAUUCCUAAUGCUUUCAAUUCCAAAGGCAUGGGGGAGACCAUAAAUAAGCCACCCUAAUUCUUCUUCAAAGCAGGUCGCGUCACCAAAACCACAAAAGGAAUCUCUCAGGAUAUGGCCAUCAUGGCCAUGAAUAACAACACCCUCACCCCUUGCUUGUCCAGGAUUGCCUCUAGAAGCACCUUCCAAAUUAGUUUUGGUUCUUGGAGGGUGAACAAACAACUAGACUAAUACAUUGAGCUAUCCUCAAGUGCGAAUACAAAUCCCAACCAUAAGGAAUAGAACUCAAGGCCAUCUUUUUGGGAUAAGGCCUGCAAACCGUUGAACAUCUAAAGUUUGAGACUUGUGUUAUGUUUCCAGACUCCUAUGACAGUGGCUGCAUGUGGAAACCUUGUGCUAGGGCUUGUAGACCACUAUCACAGUGUGUAUUAUUUAGCUGCUCUCCUAUCCCAUGGACCAUAAUCUUAUAGUAAUAUAUAUUGGGGUGGGUGAUGACUACAUUGUCAAAUAUAAAAUUACAAGCCGAGUUGUUUGUAGUGAGUAUAUCGACAUUAAAUAGGAGGUUAGGGAGGCAGAGUCUGGCGGGGAGAGCGAGGAGGUCUACAAAUGGGAGUGGGUUUGGGUGACAUGGUAUUGGAGAAGCAUAAGGUUGAGAUGGCUGAUGUCUUUGGGAUGGAUUAAGGGGAAGAGGGUGGGCUUGAUGGGGAUAAGGAGAUGGUGGUGGGUGGUGGGAGGUACUAGGCGUGGUUGUGGUCGGUCCAAUAAUUGAUAACGUGAGUACUGAUUAUGUUUUCAGUUAUGUUGUGGAGUUGAGGGCUGAAAGCACGGAUUAUGGUUUCAAUUAUGUCAGAAAGUUGAGGGCCAAGAGCACUAUCGAUUAGGGGUUUUCUCACGUUGUGGAGUUGAGGGCCAAGAGCGCUAUCGAUUAGGGGUUUUUCACGUUGUGGAGUUGAGGGCCAAGAGCGCUAUCAAUUAGGGGUUUUUUCACAUUGUGUAGUUGAGGGCCAAGAGCGCUAUCGAUUAGGGCUUUUUUUACAUUGUGGAGUUGAGGGCAUAGAUCUAUCUUGGUGAAGGGGAGGUGGCUGAGGUGGUGGGAUUUAAGGAGGGGAAGAAGAGGAAGAGGAGGGGGGGGCAUGCCCUUGGUCAUGGUGGUGGGAUUAGUAUAUUCCAAGCAAAGCUUGUGUGUGUGUGCAUGCGUGCGCGCGCGUGCGUGCAUGUGUGUGUGCGUGCACGUGUGUGUUAUGCACGUGCGAUGCAUGUAAUCUGAUAUAGUUAUGAUUGAAUAAAAUUUCAUUAUUAAAAUAAUAUAUUUAAAAGGCAUCAUUUAGUAAUUGAGGGAGAGAGUGUGAAUUUGAUGAAUCCAAAUCUACAAUUUUGCUUCUUUCGAUACUAAUUAGAGCAAACAUAUUCAAACAUAAAUAAAUUUUGUCCAUAUUCCAAAAAAUUAUAAUUGAUCACAGUUAAGUAAAAAUGAGUUAAAUUAAAACUGUAGGGAAAUAAAUUCAUCAUCACUCUUAACUUUAAAUGUGAGCAUUAAAAGUAAAACAUAGAAGGAUUUUUUUUUUUGUAUUUACUGAUGUAAAUAUUACUUUUUUUCUUUUUUAUAGUAAUAUAUAAAAUGUCCAUGUAGCAAAUCAAUUCCUAAAGACCUCUUGGACAGUGUCUUGCGUGCUUUUGAUAUGAGAGACAAUGCGAUACUUUGUGUCUUAUGUGAAGUGGAAUUGAAUGGUAUUUGUAAGUUGAUCUUGAAGUUUAUAUUU
Messenger RNA from Amborella trichopoda, 3406 nucleotides. Its product is annotated as mRNA splicing factor, thioredoxin-like U5 snRNP. The record is from RefSeq and is a predicted model, not a curated record. Gene Ontology annotation, cellular component: spliceosomal complex; U5 snRNP; U4/U6 x U5 tri-snRNP complex. Gene Ontology annotation, biological process: mRNA splicing, via spliceosome. NCBI's taxonomy places the organism in Eukaryota, Viridiplantae, Streptophyta, Magnoliopsida, Amborellales, Amborellaceae.